Molecule: messenger RNA, 2573 nt
Organism: Planococcus citri (citrus mealybug)
Lineage: Eukaryota; Metazoa; Arthropoda; Insecta; Hemiptera; Pseudococcidae
Product: DNA-directed RNA polymerase II subunit RPB1-like
Exons: 3
Coding region: 326-1354 (342 amino acids)
Cellular component (GO): extracellular matrix
Source: RefSeq, a predicted model, not a curated record
CGCGGAUGUACUGGACUCUUGUUUUUCGUCCGGACAUAUUGGAGCGAGCAACCAGUUGUGAUCGUGUGUACGGUUAUAUAUCGCAUACAAUUUAAAGUACCUACAUUAUACUCGUAAAAAAAAAACUUAUAUCUUAGGUACGUGUACCUCGAGACUGUACGUGAAUGUAAAAAAAAUUUAAAAGGACUUAUUUUUACUCGUAUAUUUGAACGAUUGCGCGUGUUUUUUUUUCAACCGGUUGUGGUGUUGUUGUUGUUGUUCUGCAUAAUCUGCGAAUACACUGUACCUGCAGUCAGAUCGUUUGCGACGAUUAAUUAGCAUCAAAAUGAGUAUCACAAAGAGUCUAGUAUCAACCAUGUGCCUUUGCGCCGUUCUAGUCAGAGCCGAACCACCAGCGCUAUCCAACAGCUACCUACCGCCACAAGAAGGAUACAGUUAUAACGCACCCAGCAUACCAUUCCCAUCACCUUCACCCUCACCUUCGCCAUCGUACUUUACCUCAUCGCCAGCCGCGUACAAACCGCCAGUUCAAUCAACCUACAGACCACCACAGCCAGCUUACAAACCACCAAGUUAUCCUUCACCUUCGCCGACAUAUGCUCCAGUUGUGCCCAUCUCAUCGACGUAUUCGCCACCGAGCUACAGCACGCCUAAACCAUUCAGUCCACCGAGACCAUCUUACGGAGUACCAGGAUACGAACAGUCUGGCAGCGCCAUCUCAGCCGCUGGUAUCCCAGGAGGAAACUCUGGUGCUGGAACCGGAGGUGGAGAGUUCGACCACUUGGCCCAGCCUCACGUACCCGGAAUGCCAUUCGACUUCAAUUACGCCGUUAAAGACGACUAUUACGGAACGGAUUUCGGCCACCAAGCCAGCAGCAACGGUGACCAAGUACGAGGCGAAUACCGAGUUCUGUUACCCGAUGGCCGUUUACAAAUCGUCAAAUACGUCGCUGACUGGAAAGACGGCUACACCGCCGAAGUCACUUACCAAGGAGAAGCCAAAUACCCUCAACCAGUACCAGGUGCCAGCGGAGGACAAAUCGGUUCAGGCGGAUACCCAGGAGCUAGACCGACCGGAGGUUACCCAUCACCGAAACCCAGCGGAGGAUACUCUGGCGCUGGAUACUCUGGCGGAUCUUACAGUCAACCAACUGCUGCUGGAUACCCAUCCUCGAGACCGACUGCCGGAUACCCUUCGUCUCAACCAACCGCCGGAUACCCGUCAUCUCAACCAACCGCCGGAUACGGUGGAGCUCAACCAUCCUACUCUGGUCAACCAAUCUCCGGCUACGGAGGUGCUCAACAAGCCGCUGGAGGAUACUCGUCCUCCGGCCCGGAUUACGGAAGUUACUAAGAUACCAUCUCCCCGCCCCCCUCUUUUUUCCAAUCCUCGAUUCUUUCCUUUUUUAGUUAAUGUUUUUUAUCUCUUUCUUUUUUUUUUUCAAUUAUACAAAAAAAAACAGCUUAGAUUCCAUCAAGAGAUUUUUUAAGUACUUUAUACGAAUGCAUUUGCUUUUAGAAUUUAAGUUUUAAGUGUCUCAUGGAAUGGCAAAUAAUUUUUACCCGCUUGUAAUGUAACCCCCACGUUUGGCUACGUUACCAAGUUGACCUCAUAUGUAUACUCGAGUAUUAAUUAUAGGCCAUCCCAUCAUCCUUCUUGUAAUUUUUGAUUUUCAAUAAUAAUUCUUCGUCUUAAUUUAAGAUUCAUUAUACCAAAGGUUAAUACCAAUCGUACGAAGAAAAAACAUCGAGUACAUUUUUUUUUUUUUAAUUUUCAUUAUAUGUUGACCCACGUAGUAAAGGUAGGUUUAUAGACUUAUCUUAAAAAUUACGUACGCUGCGGAUAUCAUCGACUUUAUAAUAAAAUAUCUUAUACUUAUAAUAAUCUUCAUCUUUGAUUGAAAUAUAUAAACUGCAGGGUAUUUACAACUAUACUCGUAUAUCUAUAUCCGAGUAACUUAAACCCUGAAAAAAUAUUAUUUUUAAUUUAUUUUUUCAUCUUAUAUUUUGAUGUUUUCUUUACUAAUACGAGCCAUAUUUAAGAACUGAUCGUGAUAACAGGAUAUUAUGUAUUUUUUCUCUCUCUCUCUUUCUAAUUGUUGUAAUGUACUUGAGUGCAGCUUACUCGUCAAUGAUUACUUAGUAUAGAUUAGUUCGUUAUAGAUAAAUAAUUAUUACGUAAUUAGUAUUUUUUUUUUUUUUUUGAAAAAAAAGAUCAAAACGUACAAAAUAUCUUUAAAUGAAAAAUAAAAAUCCCAAGUACAACAGUAAGAUUGUUACCUACGUAUAAUAAUAGAUAAAAUAAGUACCCUACCAAAUUUUUUUCUUUCCUAAAAUCGUUACCUGGUGUAUCAAUUUGAUCAUCGAUGAUGAAAAAUUUCCAUACAAGAUGAAAAAUAGAUAUAAAAAAUAAAUUUCGAGUAUAGAAGCUGUUUUUGAAAACCAUACAAAGAUUCCUUAUCUUAGCCAUAUUUUAUUAUAAGAUUUUUGUGAAUUUUUUUUUACUACUUUUUUUUGUAUAUUUUUAAAACAUUUUGUACAUGUCUUUUUCUAAGUAAAACUUUUAUUAAAAA